Quercus lobata is the source of this 1749-nucleotide messenger RNA. RefSeq names its product F-box/LRR-repeat protein At3g03360-like. Lineage: Eukaryota; Viridiplantae; Streptophyta; Magnoliopsida; Fagales; Fagaceae. The record is from RefSeq and is a predicted model, not a curated record. The transcript has 4 exons. Gene Ontology annotation, molecular function: protein binding. The coding region runs from base 197 to 1510 and encodes 437 amino acids.
CUUCGAAUCUGCAAAGGAUUCAGUUAACGCCAACUCCAAAUUUGAAUAGGAUUCGGCAAAAUACUUCAAAUAUAUAUACUUCAAAUUUGAAAAGACUUGCUCAGCAAAAUCUACAAACUCAAAAAUCACAAUCUGUUCUCUCUCUCUCUCUCAAGGGUGUCUCUGCCAAUACUACUUGUGUGAGAAGGCCAGAAUAAUGGAGCUUGGAUCUAAGUCUCAACCACAAAAGUGUGACGUGACAAACAGUUUCUGUAUGGAUCGGUUAAGUGAUUUGCCGGACGAAAUUAUUGUCUCCAUUCUUUCAUUUUUGAAGUUGAAAGAAGCAGCAAGGACGAGUGUCCUCUCUAGAAGGUGGGGACAUCUGUGGAAAUUUACGACUGGUAGCUUGGACUUUGAUGAUUCAUCAUUACAAUAUCUCAGGAAGAAGAGCUUUUUUAAGACUUUACCUGGAAUUGACAGGGAUAGGUAUGUCGGUUGGGUAAAUCAUGUAUUGCAAUUGCAUCAAGCUUAUACCAUAGAUGGAUUUAAAGUUUGUUUUCCUCUAAAAGAGGAGUGUAACAAAUUGGAUAUUGACAAUUGGAUACUUUUUUCACUGAGAAAGAAAGUGAAGAGGCUUUCAUUGGAUUUCGACCCUAUUAUUACAGGCUCGGCUAGGGGACAUUACACUCUUCCUGCUCAAAUUCCUCAUGGUUAUAGCCUCAAUUUCCUAACAAACCUCUCUUUGAGUUAUGUGGAAGUGACCGGAAAAGUUCUUACUUAUGUUUUAUCUAAUUGUCCAUAUAUUGAAGCACUACAUGUGGAAGCCUCAAAUUCUUUGGUGAAAUUAAAGUCUUCUAGGCCUUUGCUCAAGCUAAAGCAUCUAGAGAUAUUACGCUGCUUCUCUCUCAAAACGAUUGAGAUUUCCGCCAUAAAUCUUUUUUCAUUCAAAUAUUUUGGGGAUAAGAUAAGGCUACGUCUAGGGGAUGUUCCCAAUCUUGUUGAUGUUUCUAUGGAUGGUUUGUAUGCUUUUGAUUUUGUGAAGAAAUGUUGCCCGAUUUCAAGUUAUCUCUCUCAGCUGCAGACAAUUGUACUAAAGGUGUAUGUUGAGGGGUUCCCCAAAUUUCCAGAGUUAAGAAGCCUCAAGAAAUUAACAUUGAUUGUAACUUCAUAUCGUGCCCACAGUCUCCUUUGUUGCACUUCCGUGCUGAAGGCAUCUCCCAUUUUGCAAAAAUUUACACUCGAGAUGAUAGGGCUAAAUAAUGACCUUGGAAAAAUUGAGGCACAGAAGGCUAAAUGUCCACACCAAUGCCUCAAGGUGCUUGAAUUGAUUGGUUUUGUUGGUGGUACACAUGACAUGGAGCUUGCCCUAGAUGUACUCAACAAUGCUGUGUCACUGGAGACGAUAAUUAUUGACACACGGUUACCUUUUGUGGAGAAUACUAGGGAUCCUAUGACGAAAUUAGCCGCUUUAACUCGUGCCAGGCAACUCGAAACAACAUUACCACCAAGGAUUAAAAUGGUGAUAGUGUAAAAGUAUUGUGAAAUGUAAACCUUAAUGUAUUCAUGGAGUGAGCUUAGCUUCAACUUUGCAAGAAUGAAGCACAUAAGUUUAUUUAAGUUUAUCAUUGAAUGUAGUGAUUGACAAUAGGUAUAUCUCAUGCUUUUAGGGGAAAAAGUAUGUCUCAUGCAGCUUACUGUAGUUCUGGCUACAAUGGUGUGUUGAGGGUGCAGCUUGCACAUUUAUGAUGAAUGUAUCUGUUAUUGUAUUUU